AUGUCGACGCCAGACGGCGAUGUGGAUGAAUUAUUGAGCGCCGGGGACGAGAACACUGGGCUACUCCAACAUCUCGACUCUCUCAUGCAACCAGAAAUGUCGGAGUUCAACAACGGCCCGGAUGCGGGGCAGACUCCUGCCCCAAAUGAGGCUGCUCAGGUUCCAGCAACUUCGACUCCAUCUGAGGCUUCAGCUCCUCAGGUGGCUCAGGCUGAGGCUCCAGAGGGCAAUGAGGACAAGGGCAAUCAGAUCGCUCCAUGUGCAACACUGCGGAGGACGUUGGCGAAGAUGUGCCCGUGCGCGGAUGUGGGCAAGCAGAGAAGCUUUCAUGAUCAGGCCGCCCGCGCAGGCAAACUUAACGAAUUGCUGGAGCUCAUGGAACACGUCAACUCGUGGGAGGCCCACGGCAGCAGCGGCAAGUGCAGAGAAGAAAACGUUUCAAUGGAUUUCAUUGAGUAUUACAUGACCAAGGCUCCUUCCUACGAGCGGUUCUCGUCGGCAUGCCUGAACAAGGAGGCUGCCAUCCGAAAAUGGCGCCAUGACUUCAGCGACAUCAAAGUGAAUAAGACACAAGUCUGGUGCUUGGACGUCCCCAUGAUUGCUAAGCGCAAGGUUUCCGUCUAUGACGACGAGUCCGUUCAAGCACGGGGCAAUGUGACAACACAGCGGAAUCCAGCUGAGCAGCAGCUCGCGACAUUGCAGCAGACAAUGAACGAUCGCUUCAGCAGGCUGCUGGAUGAUAGUGAUGACCUGAUGCGUGGAGAUGUGCAGCGUGGUCCGGGUGCUGCCUCAUCAUCUGGCAGUGGCGGCACUCCCUCACUCGCCAUCACAAACACAUCUUCUUUCUUUGCUGCAUGUGGCUCUGGGGCCGGGGAGGGCCAGGGCCAAGGCGGCCAAGGCCAAGGCAACACCAAGAAACGACAGCCCAAAGCGGAAGCGAAAGGAAGGGCUGAGAAAAAGCUUUGCCCUGUUGCAGCAGCCAUCACAUGCAGACGGACGUCGCUCAAACUGUUCAACGAUGUGAAGGGCGAUCUCGAAAAAGCCAUCGCCGAAGCCAUAGGGGCCCAGGAAGCUGGGGAUGAUCCGGAAACAGCAGAAUUGGUCGAACUUGGGAGCCGUCUGGAGAUGGCCACUGGGCUGGGCACGAUGUGCUGCACGCGAGGGGAAAACGUCGCCGCCGCAGAGGAAGACAGCCGAGAGCUAGCUGAGCUGAUGAAGAAGGAUGAUUACUUCGCUGAUCAGCAGGCCAUGGGCGAGACUUGGACAAUUGGCCACAUCGCGCUCUUCCGUGCCAAGGCCGAUUUGCUUGGCUCGGCAGAGAUGGUGCAAGAGAAGUUCGAGUUGCAGAAGCAGUCGCUGGAGACCUUGAAAAAGGUGGCCAAAGCGGUUACAAGCGGAGCCCGUCAGUAUAGCUCCUCCAAGCUCGCGAUUCGGAAGGCUAAAGAAGCCGAAGCGAAGGCCCAGCGAUUGGAGACCCAGCGUUUGCAGAAGAAGCGUCAGAAGGAAGCUGAACGAGAUCAACGACUUCAAGCUCGGAAAGCCAAGGCAGCGAAGAAAGCCGAGAAGGAUGGCGAGGAAGAUGAGGAUGAGGGAGGUGAAGACAAUCGGAGCGGGAAGAGACGAAGAUCAUCGGCCAAAUCACUCAUGUCUGAGCUGACGGAUGCGGAUCCGAACAUCUUGAAAUGCACCUUCGAAGAUUUCCAAGUGCCGGACACUUCCCUCGAAGGGAAAGAGUUGACGGCAGCGAAUUUAUCGAUUUUAAACCUAUUGAAGGCCUUCAUCACCGACGCUUGCCAAGCAUUCGAAAGCGGCGACAAGGUCCGCGUGCAGCAGCCGGUGCCACAAGCGGAUUUUGACUAUGGCGAAGACCUUGCAUUGGCAUUGCGUGUCCAGAACGAACUCGAAGAGAUCAACGAUGUUCGCUUGAGGGAGCCUGUGAUCGAUGCUGGUGUUGGAUCUCUGCGUGAUUUCCUGAACACAAAAAACAAAGACGCAGAAUCACAAAAGGCUCUCGUGGACAAAUACUGUCUCCCGACCCUGUACGGGUUGAAGAAAGGCAGUGUGGCUACCCUCAGCUCGCAUGGCGGCAGUGCUAUGGUGCAGAUCCAAGCGGAGGGUCAUAGAUUGAUUUCGCUGGCACGGGUUCAAGAUCUCGUCACCGGCUGCGAACAAUGCGAUGUCCUGAUGGUCCCCCCGGCGUAUGUCAUGACAGAAAAGGCCAUCACGAGUCACAACUUCGGUGUCAGGAAUGCGAUCGUGGCAGUGGCCAAGGCCAAGGGAAAGGCCACGGCCAAGGCCAAGGCCAAGGGCAAGGGCAGGAAGCGGAAGAAUGACGAGGUGGACGAAGCGGAUGACGAGGAGGUCGAGGAGGGGAAGCAAGCAAAACCAGAGAAGAAUGAGAAGCCUGGCUCAGCGAAGAAAGAAAAGAAAGACAAGAAAGACCAGAAAGAAAAGAAGGACAAAAAGGAAAAGAAAGACAAAAAGGGCAAAAAGGACAAAAAGGACACGACGGCAAACACAGGCGGGUAUAUCCAAGUGUAUCCAGUGUCCCCGAUGGGUCCGAACGACCGAACCCUGAGCGUACAGCUGUCCCGUCUUCGUAAACCGAGGCGCUAUAGACUCUGGCCUUAG
This is a messenger RNA of Symbiodinium sp. CCMP2592, 2631 nucleotides long. The record is from the annotation of a GenBank genome assembly. NCBI's taxonomy places the organism in Eukaryota, Dinophyceae, Suessiales, Symbiodiniaceae.